Arabidopsis thaliana (thale cress) is the source of this 918-nucleotide messenger RNA. RefSeq lists its product as uncharacterized. NCBI's taxonomy places the organism in Eukaryota, Viridiplantae, Streptophyta, Magnoliopsida, Brassicales, Brassicaceae. The record is from RefSeq and is marked reviewed. The transcript is spliced from 2 exons. The coding region runs from base 191 to 628 and encodes 145 amino acids.
GCCAAAUAAGGCUUUAGGCCCAUUAGAGGUUAAUAGAAACAAAAACUUGAAAAGACACGUGUGACACGUGUCGUAAGCAAAGAAGGAGAGAAGUGGAGAGAAGUGACCACCAGACAAUUGUAAAGCCUACCUAAUCCACACCGAUUCAAUUCAAAACCCUAAACUCAAAAUCCGUCUCGGUGGAGGAAAAAUGGCUGAAGAAGCUCAAGUAGAUCGUUCUAAUGGCUCUGAUUCAUCAUCUCCUCCCAUAAAGUUACCUCCUUUCAUCACCAACCUAUUCGCCUUUCUUCAACCUAAGCCUCCUCCUGCUACUAUUGAUGCCAAUGCUCCUAAACCUACCGGCGAGAAGGAACCUCUGAAAUCGACCUACGAGACUGUCACUUUCCCUUACAAUCCACCCAAAAGCGCAGAGCCAAUCAAGUUUGAGGCUGAGCCCAGCUCUGGCAGGACUUCCAACUCUGUCAUCCUUUGGCAGGUAUAUGCACUUGGAGGGUUUCUUGUCCUGAAGUGGGCCUGGGCAAGAUGGAAUGAAAGGAACGAGAGAAGUGACAAAAAGGAGGCGACGGGUGAUGAUGAUCAGAAAGAUGAUGAUGAGGAUGAUCAAUCAUCUGAUGGGCAUGAAGACUAGUCAUAUUACUUGAACACGAUGAAAAUGUUACCCACUUUGGUUCUGUAUAGCAAAAACACCAUAAACUUCAAAAUGAAGAUUUCUUAUUUUCCAUUGUAUGUACUUGAAUCUUGAGUCUCAUCUCCUUAUCUAAGGGGACUCGAAAUCUCUUCUCAUGCUGGCAAGAAGUUUUUUUUUUCUUACUGGACAAAUCUCUUGUUGUUGCUGUGCAGUGUCUCUUUAGUUCGUGACUUGUAGUUAGAUCAUUGCUAGUUAAGUUUCAAGAGAUUUGUCAUGUUAAAUAUCAUAAA